AUGGCGGAGAAGCUCAAAUUUCUCGACCUUACAAAUUGUGCAUCCAUGGAAAAUACGGACUUCCUCCCAGCUUUUAAGAAUUUAGAGGUUUUGAUCCUCAACGAUUGUUGGGAGCUGCUUCAAAUCGACUCUUCAAUUGGUGAUGCGAAGGGCCUCCGUCGCUUGGAGUUGAGCAACUGUUGGAGCCUCACGAAGCUUCCGGAAGAAAUAGGUAAAUUAAAACAACUGGAGCAACUCCUUCUACGGUAUACUUCGGACCUUUCUGCGUUACCGGACAGCAUAGGAUCUUUGCGGAAUCUAGAGAUUCUAAAUAUUGCUGGGAGUGAUAUUUACGAAACCGGUACGGAAGAAUUACCAAACUGUAUUGGGAGGCUGAGAAAGCUCCGAGAUUUAAAUGCUUCAUAUUGCAAAAAUCUCAAAGGGGAAAUGCCAGAAAGCAUGGGGUCUUUGGAGAAUCUAGAAAUUCUAGAUAUUUCUGGAACCCGCAUAGAAGAAUUGCCCAUAGGUAUUGGGAGGCCGAGAAAGCUCCGAGAUUUAAAAGCUUCGGAUUGCAGAAAUCUGAAAGGGAAAAUGUCGGAAAGCAUGUGUAAUCUUUCUUCCCCGCAACGCCUUAAUUUUUUUGGCUGCAAGGAGCUCCAAUCGUUGCCGGACCUUCCUUCCAGCUUGACAUAUUUGGGAGUCACCUGUCAAAGUCGCAAAUUGCCUUCACUUUCCCACCUAACCCAUCUCAAAGAGCUAGAAGUUGAGAACCGCAAAUUUCUUGAGUGCAUCCACGAGCUUCUGCCAACACUACUAAAGAAUUCAGAAUGCUCCCAACCGACGGGCUUUGAAGAAUCAGAGUCACCACAAUCCCUAAACACUCCCUUCAAGUUGGAGAUCUUGAAAGUCCAUGAAUGUAAAUCUAUUGAGAUGCUGGACGUUUCGCAGUUUAUCCAUCUCGAGGAAAUUAUCAUCCAUCAUUGCGUGAAUUUACAUGAAGUUCGAGGUCUUGAUAAACUGAAAUAUUUGGAAUGCUUGAUUGUUGAUUCCUGCGAUUCAGUUGAACGGUUGGACCUUCCAAAGUUCGGGGGUCCGAAGAUAGUGAAUGUUGAAUAUUGCAAAAGCUUAGUCGAAAUUCAAGGUCUUGAAGAGUUGGAGUUCUUGGAAACCCCGAAUAUCUCUAAGUGUUCAUUGCAAAGGCUGCUGCUUCCACAAUCCGGGAGUCCGAAGAAGUUAAAUGCUAGUGAAUGCACCAAAUUAUACGAAAUUCGAGGCCUCGAUAGGUUGGAGUUUUUGGGAGAGCUAAAUAUCAGUCGCUGCACUUCAAUUAAAAAGUUGCAACUUCCGAAAUCCGAGGGUUUGAUGAAAUUAAUUCCCGAUGGGUGCAAAAUGUUGGCCGAAAUUCAAGGUCUCAAUAUGCUGGAGUUCUUGGAAGUGUUGGAUAUCUCUCGGUGUGCUUCAAUUGAAAGGCUAGACCUUCCAAAAUCCGGGAGUAUGAAGGAGUUACAUGCUAGAGGCUGCGUAAACUUAGCCGAAAUUCGAGGGCUCGAAGGGUCGGAGUUCUUGAACAAGCUGGAUAUCUCUGGAUGUGUUGCAAUUGAAAGGCUGGACCUUCCAAAAUCCGGGAGUAUGAAGGAGUUACAUGCUAAGGGCUGCGUAAACUUGGCCAAAAUUCAAGGGCUUGAAGGGUUGGAGUUCUUGAAAAAGUUGGAUAUAUCUGCAUGCGCUGCAAUUGAAAGGCUGGACCUUCCAAAAUCCGAGAGUAUGAAGGAGUUAUAUGCUAGAGGCUGCGUAAACUUAGCCGAAAUUCAAGGCCUCGAUAGGUUAGAGUUCUUGGAAGAGUUGAAUAUCUCUAAGUGCACUUCAAUUGAAACGUUGAACCUUCCAAAAUCCGAUAGUCCGAAGAAAUUAAAUGCUGGAUAUUGUGAAAGCUUAGUAGAAAUUCAAGGCCUUGGUAGGUUGGAGUUCUUGGAAAAGUUGGAUCUCUCCGGGUGUUCAAUUGAAAGGCUGGAUCUUCAAAAGUCCAAGAUGCUGGAGAUAUUAGAUGCAAACAAUUGCGCAAACUUAGUCGAAAUUCAAGGUCUCAAUAUAAUGAAAUGCUUAACAAUGUUGAAUGUCUCUGGGUGCACUUCGUUUGAAAGGCUACCAACCUUAUGUUGCUUUGACUACUUGAAAAGUUUGACUAUCAAUGGCUGUGACAAGCUUCAAGACAUACAGAGCCUAGAGAGAUUCCCAUCCUGCAAAAGUUUAUGGAUUGAAGGUUGCAAGUCCUUAGCAAAAUUACCGAACUUGUCAAGUUUUCAUGAUUUACGAGAAUUGUUCCUGUCAAACUGUCAUGAACUUCGAGAGAUCCCGGGGCUUGAGGAGUCAAUAUCUCUAGAAUCUAUUGCUAUCUCGGGAUGUUCCUCGAUUGAGAUCUUACCAGAUUUGUCAUCGUGUACCCGCUUGAUGAGUCUGAUUGUGCAAGAUUGCGAGCGGCUGACUGAGCUUCGAGGGCUCGAGAAAUUGGAGGAACUAGUGGAAUUGGACAUUUCCGGAUGCAAGUCACUCAAAACAAUUCCAAAAUUAUCCGGAGUUCAACUUUAUCAGAAUUACGAGAUGAAGACAUUUGCAUGUGGCCGAAGUGAAGAUUGCGGGGUGGAAUCUGGAGAAGGAUUUGCUGGUGAUGGUCACACGGGACCCAAAGGUGGUGCUUCAUGGCUUCAAUUGGCGGAGGCUGUGGACAAUCUCUCCUGGUAA
Messenger RNA from Rhodamnia argentea, 2718 nucleotides. RefSeq names its product putative adenylate cyclase regulatory protein. The transcript is spliced from 3 exons. NCBI's taxonomy places the organism in Eukaryota, Viridiplantae, Streptophyta, Magnoliopsida, Myrtales, Myrtaceae. The coding region runs from base 1 to 2718 and encodes 905 amino acids. The record is from RefSeq and is a predicted model, not a curated record.